AUCUUUACAGUUGUCAUUAUGUGUGCUGAUCCUCAGUCGAUACGGCAAAUAAUGUUGACAGCCGAGGAAUUGAAUAUGAUUGACAGUGGCGAAUAUGUUUUCAUUAAUAUCGAAUUAUUUUCAAGAGUUCCCCAUUUAACAUCUCAACCCUGGUAUGAUAAAAACGAUACCAAAGAGAACAAUUUAAGGGCACGUAAAGCCUACACAGCUAUGUUGACAGUAACCCCUAAACAGCCAAAUGAUGAUGAAUAUACCAGAGUAUCUAAUGAGAUUAAAGCCAUUGCUGCCGCCAAAUAUAAUUAUACCUUUCAAGAUGAUGAACCGAUAUCGGCAUUUGUCACCUCAUUCUUCGAUGGUGUUCUUCUGUAUGCGAAUGCUUUAAACGACAGCAUAAGAGAAGAUCCCACGGUAUUGACACGACCCAUUAAUGGCACCGAUAUGGUAAGACGCAUGUGGAAUCGUAGUUUUAUGGGUAUUACCGGCAAUGUAACCAUAGAUGCUAAUGGUGAUAGAAUAUCAGCAUAUUCUUUGUUGGAUAUGAAUCCGACGACGGGCAGAUUUGAGAUAGUGGCCCAUUUUCAACAUAAUAAAUUGGAAUAUGUACCGGGGAAGGUAAUACAUUGGGCUGGUAAUAGACUUGACCCACCGUUGGACAGGCCGGAGUGUGGUUACGAUGGCUCAUUGUGUCCGGAUAAUUCACUUCCCGGCUAUGCCAUACUCUCCAUAGUCCUCGGCGCUGUGGUCGUCAUUAUGAGCGUUUGUUUCUUUUUCGGCUAUCGUCAUUAUAAAUCCGAAGCCGAAAUCAAUUCUAUGGCUUGGCGUGUUUCCAUUGAUGAUGUUAUUUUUCACAAUUCGGCUGGCCGAUGUUUUCGUGGUUCUUUACAUUCCCUGGUCAAACACAGCUCACAAAUGACCCUAAUGUCCGAUGACAUGGGUUCGCUAAGUGGUGAUCGACAAAUUUUUAUACCCGUCGGACUAUUUCGUGGCUGCAAAGCAGCUGUUAAAAUAAUCGAUGAACGUAAUAUAAAUCUAACACGUUCCCUUAUGUUGGAACUGAAACGUAUGAAAGACUUACAGCACGAACAUUUGGUGAAAUUUUAUGGUGCCUGCUUGGAUCCGGCAAAAAGUUUUAUACUAACCGAAUAUUGUCCGAAAGGUUCGCUGCAGGAUAUUUUAGAGAAUGAUCAAUUCCAGCUGGACUGGAUGUUUAAGUUAUCGUUAAUGCAUGAUAUUGUUAGGGGAAUGCAUUUUUUACAUAAUUCCGAUAUUAAAUCGCAUGGCAAUUUGAAAUCAUCGAAUUGUGUGGUGGACUCGAGAUUUGUUUUGAAAAUCUGUGAUUUUGGUUUGCAUACGUUGCGGAAGACGAACGAGGAUAUGGGCAGUGAUAUCGAGAAUUGUAAUAGUUAUGCAUAUUGGAGUAAACUAUUAUGGACAGCCCCUGAACUCCUAAGAAUGGAAGGUAAUCGUCCACCCGAAGGUACACAAAAAGGUGAUGUCUAUUCAUUUGGAAUAAUUGUACAUGAAAUAACAACGAGACAAGGACCUUUUUACUUGGGUAAAUUAGAGGAGGAGAAACCGCCUCAAGAAAUAAUUUAUUUGGUCAAAGGUUACCCACAUACAGUACAAUAUCCUUUCAGACCACAACUUGUUGAUAUACCAAAUAAUUAUAAGGAAAUAAAUACAGUUAUGCAGAAAUGCUGGUCAGAGGAUCCAGCAGAAAGGCCAGAUUUUAAUGCUUUAAAAACAAUUAUAAGAAAUAUAAAUAAGGACAACGAAACUGGCAAUAUAGUUGACAAUCUACUCAAACGUAUGGAACAGUAUGCCAAUAAUCUAGAAGAAUUGGUGGAGGAGCGUACCCAAGAUUAUAUAGAAGAAAAGAAGAAAUGUGAGAAGUUACUUUACCAAUUGCUGCCACAAAGUGUGGCUGCCCAGCUGAUUAGUGGUCAACCGGUGGUGGCUGAGACUUUCGAUCAAGUCACUAUAUAUUUUUCAGAUAUAGUCGGUUUUACGGCUAUUUCCGCCGAAAGUACACCCAUGCAAGUGGUGCAAUUCCUUAAUGAUCUCUAUACCUGUUUCGAUUCCAUUGUAGAGAAUUUCGAUGUCUACAAAGUGGAGACAAUAGGUGAUGCCUAUAUGGUGGUAUCGGGCUUACCCAUACGUAAUGGCAAUCAGCAUGCUAGAGAAAUAGCACGUCUAGCUUUGGCUUUGCUGGAGGCUGUACAUAAUUUUAAGAUUCAUCACAGACCCAAUGAUCGUUUGAAAUUGCGCAUUGGUCUGCAUACGGGAGCCUGUGUGGCGGGAGUUGUGGGUUUGAAAAUGCCUAGAUAUUGUUUAUUUGGUGAUACGGUUAAUACCGCCUCGAGAAUGGAAUCGAAUGGUGAAGCUUUAAAGAUACACAUAAGUGAGAAAACGAAAUUAGCUUUGGAUGAUUUUGGCACUUUCAUAACCACCAAACGCGGUUAUGUGCCCAUGAAGGGUAAAGGUGAAAUGUUGACCUAUUGGCUGGAGGGAGAAGUGCAAAAAGUAGAAUCCCCUAUUUCACCCCAAAAGUUGAUGCUAUCGCGCAGAUCUUCUUUAAAACAGGUACCACGCUGUGGCUUGCUGCACAAACAAAAUUCCGAUGCAGCACAAUUUCUGCCGCCCUAUCAGCUGCAGGCGCCACAACAAAACCCGGAUAGUAGACAGAACUCACCAAAUUUAAGAGUAAAACGUAAGAUUUCCUCUUCCUCACCCAAACUGAAUGGCAGUGAUUACAAGACUGAUGAUCUAUACAAUUAUCUGGAAGCUAGUGCUAAAGGAAUUGCCAUGAAUUCAAUCAAAUUACCCGCAAAUGAUAUUUACAGCAGCCGUUCUCUACGCGACGAACCCAAAGAAGGUUGUUGGGAAAUGGCCAAUUUUAGAUUGCCCCUAUCGGGCACUUUAAAGUCCCACAAUAGUAACAAGCAUAGCUAUACGCAAUUGUCCUCUACGCUAUCAAAUUCAAAUUUAACGGGACUCUUGCAACCGGCAGCCUCAAGAUUGAGAUUAAAGAAUUCACCCACCAUAACCAGCUUAAUGAAUACUAGCGAAACGGCCAGUUUAAAUAGUGCAAAUCGUAUUAAAUUUAAUCUAAGUGAAAAUCCCGAAGAAACUCAAACUCUAGUAUCUAGACAUGUCUACGAAGACGAAGAGGGUGAGGCGGAGGCUGAAGAAGAAUUAGAUAGUACGAUUAUAGCAACAAAUAAAGUUUUAAAUGGCGAUAAUUAUUUAGUUAAUCAUAACAAUCAUCAUACACAACAGCCGCAGCAGCAUUAUGCCUUGACGGCUUCUCCACAAUUAAACAAUUGUCAUAGCUCCUCUAGUCAAUAUCAAAAUUUAGUUAAAGCCAAUAAUUGUAGAAAUUUUCAAUUGUUACAAAAUCCCGCAAAUGGUUUAGAGGACGAUGACAAUUUGUCCACAACUACAAAUCCCAAAACUGUAUUGGAGGAGUCUACCAACGAAAGGGUAGUAGCAACAGGAAAGAAUCAUCAGCAUCAUAAUCAUCAUCAUCCGGCAACAGUUAAUGCUGUUACCCAACCUUUACUGACUAAAAUUAAUUCAUAGUAAUAGUUAUGUGUAAACUAUAAAACUACUAGCGAUUUUUUGAAAAAAAUCUGAAAGUUUGAUUACGAGAGGCGAUGAAAAACGAAAAAGGCUUGAAGCUUUAUAAACAAAAUAUUAGAUCGUCUAAGAGAGAGCAAAAAUUUUGAAGAAAAUCUUUUUUAAAAGGCAAACGUUUUCUAGUUUUUCAUGCUAAAUGUUUGAGAUAGUUCUGUGCCGCUUGUGGCUGUGGUCUCAAUUGUAAUCAAACUGUAGUUGAAAAUACAACUCUGUAGGCUUAAUGGCAAUACAGAGAAGCUUAUUAACUUGAUUUCUCUUAGAGUUGUACUUCUUUAACUUAGUGAUACUUUUAAGAUUAAUCUAAUUAAAUUAGUUAUUUUAUAUUACUUAAAAAACUCUAUUUAAAAAUAAUGUAGAACAAAAUAAUGUUAUUUUUUAAAACUGCUAAAUAAAAUUAAUAAAUU
Molecule: messenger RNA, 4043 nt
Organism: Lucilia sericata (common green bottle fly)
Lineage: Eukaryota; Metazoa; Arthropoda; Insecta; Diptera; Calliphoridae
Product: atrial natriuretic peptide receptor 1
Exons: 7
Biological process (GO): receptor guanylyl cyclase signaling pathway; protein phosphorylation; cGMP biosynthetic process
Cellular component (GO): membrane
Molecular function (GO): peptide receptor activity; protein kinase activity; guanylate cyclase activity
Source: RefSeq, a predicted model, not a curated record